AUGCCUCCUCACGGACAGCCUCAAGACGGAGGGCGCCCGAACACCCAGAUGACGCCCGGACAGCAGCAGCAGCAGGGAGGGAGGACCCCACAGGCAGACCAGUUCUCUAACCGCCCCCCUUCGGGCUUUGGCGCGCCCCCGACCCACCAGCCUCCCACGCACCAACCCCCUACUCACCAGCCGCCUGGCUUUGGCGCCACGCCCCCCUCCACGGCGUCACGAAAUGGCCCGCCUAGCUUCGGGGCACCGCCAUCGUCCGCACCGCCGCAGGUCGGCGGGGGCGGUGCGCCCCCGCAGUCCCCGCAGUUCCCUACCCAGCAGAACCAGGGAUUUUCCACUCAGCAGCAGGUCGGUGGACAGCAGCCCAGUCAGGCGAACCAGCAAGGCUUCGUACGGGUAGCGGCGCCCGGCCCUGCCGGCGGCCCCGCGGGAGCACCCCAGUUCGUCCCUCAGCAGCAACAACAACACCAGCAUCCCCAGUUCCCCCCUCAGCAGCAGCCACCGCAGCAGCAGCCAAGUUCCGCGGCGAGCGCCCCGCAGCAGCCUCCCGUGCAGCCGCAGCCAGGGCAUCAGCUCAUGACGGCACCGGGGCAGUACACCGGCGGUGCCCAGUACGGCGCUCAGCCUGCUGCGGCGACGUCGUCGACGCCGAAACCUCAGGUUCUUGGGGUGACACAAGCACCGGCACCGUUUGGCCAGUACCCGCCACAAUCCCAGGCGCCGACCCCCGCUCCGGCUCCAACGCCGGCACCGGCUCCCACCUCGGCACCGGCACCGUCGCCGGCCCCAGCUCCUACGCCUGCAGCACCAGCAACUCCAGCGUUGCCUCCCGGCUGGCAAGCUGUCCCAGACAAGAGCAGCGGGGAUACCUACUACUGGAACAAGGCCACGGGUCAAACAACGUGGGACUUCCCCACCAAGUAGAGGCAGGAAGCUUGGUGGAACGGGGGGGGGGGUUGUGCGGUUUUGGUUUUGCACAGCAUUUUCUGUAGCAUUUUCUGUAGCAUUUUCUGUAGCGGGGAUCGAAAUGUGAAUUUUUCCACGGCUGAUUGUCACAUGUCCUCGUGAUUGUGAUGUCCGCUGCACCACCACCGCGCCCUUAACGUGGAGAUGGUGUAUGGAGUGCGAUUCCUUUCGAGAGACGGGAUAAAGAUCACGCGUGUGGCCGUGCGCGGGAUGGUGGUUCCACCUUUGCGACACAUGCUCCGCAUGCUUGUAUUUCGUCGGUUUCGACGCUGGGUGGUGUUCACCGGGGUUGGAAAGGGGGUUGCUCGUUUGGGCAGAUAUUCAUAGUGCACCUGUGACUUGCAUCGUCGUUGUUCUCCAGGGAAUGGGAACUGUCGAAUUUGUUUUGCGUAUUCUUUUAAGGCAAUCAAAUAGGAGAAGCAUCGUGAACGCGUUUGUUUGUUGAUGUGCGGUGUGCGGUGUGCAUGACGUGUUUGCCUGUGCGUGCACAUGUGCUCUUUCAACGAGAACGCAACUCCUUCUCUGCUGGAUUUGCAUGACACACAACGCAGCAGUUGAGGACUACUUGGUUCCUGGGUACCGAACGCCAAGGGCUUGUGUUGCGCGCUCACACCGCCGCAGCAAUCGUUCAAAGCACAAGCAGGGAGGAUUGCUUGACAACGUGGGGUUGGUACGCGGAAUGCUAGCUAGGAUAUGGGUGGAAUCCACCGCUUGGAAACAAGCCCAGGUCAGUGCAGAGUAAUGAAAGCAAGGAGGACGAGGUCCACGGGAGAUCUUCCACAAGUUGCCGGGGUAUGGUUUAAGCUCGGAAUGAACUAAAACUUUUUUAA
This is a messenger RNA of Ectocarpus siliculosus, 1796 nucleotides long. The record is from the annotation of a GenBank genome assembly. Lineage: Eukaryota; Phaeophyceae; Ectocarpales; Ectocarpaceae.